AUGUUCAGGUCCUGUACAUCAAGUGGUUCUCGAGCUGUCGCGUCGAGCUCACAAUUCCAAACUCAACCCUCCGCAUUCCUCCACACGACCUCCGCGCUGAGCUCACAAGCCAGCAAACGUAUCGGGCUGCGUAACAAAAAGCUCAACAUCGCCAACACCUCCAAGCGCCUCGCUGAAGCCGCCAAAUUACGACCCAGCGUUGUGCUCGGUACCCGGCCGGGCGAAGAAGAGACGAAAUGGAAAAAGUGCGAGUUGGCACAGGUGCUCGUCGACGAGGAGAAGCUGUACCAGUCUACUGCUGCGAAGACAACCAGGUUUAGCGUGCCGAUGGUACGUGAGCAGGGGCCGGUGGGCACCGUGCACCUCCCACAGCAUUUUGGGCACGGCGUUGGCCCUGCUGAGAAGCAACUGUUGUUCGAGAAACUCCCGAUUGCCACCGUGAACAUGUCCAUGUCCACCCACUCGAUGAAGGCCCACAUUGCAAGCCGCUCGCUGAACCCACAGCCUGCGAACCCGCUCACUCAAGAGGAGUUAUUUGACGCGGAGAGCAAGAAGGAGCUGCAGAAGUCCAAUUUGUUGGCCAAGGCCCUCGACCUGCGCAAUGCCAACGCGGGUGGUAUCGCGUUCGAAAACCGUCGGCGAAUCAUCCUGGCGUUCUCGACUCCCGAAAAUCCUUAUGACACUGGCCGCACGGAGGUGCAAGUUGCUCUCAUCACAUACAAAAUUCGAAACCUCUGGGAACAUCUGAAGCGCGCAAAACGAGAUGUUGCCAACCGACGAGGGCUCACAAAACUUGUUCACCAAAGAGCCAAACUCCUUCGCUAUCUCAAAGGCGUCUCCAGAGACCGCUACGAGACCCUCCUUGAACAGUUAGCGCUAGAUCCUGAGAGUGUUGAAGGAGAACUAGUUUUAUAA
Messenger RNA from Psilocybe cubensis, 915 nucleotides. RefSeq lists its product as uncharacterized. Gene Ontology annotation, molecular function: structural constituent of ribosome. Gene Ontology annotation, biological process: translation. Lineage: Eukaryota; Fungi; Basidiomycota; Agaricomycetes; Agaricales; Agrocybaceae. The coding region runs from base 1 to 915 and encodes 304 amino acids. The transcript is spliced from 3 exons. Gene Ontology annotation, cellular component: ribosome. The record is from RefSeq and is a predicted model, not a curated record.